AUGGGCGAUGCUUGGUUACAAUUUCAAAUCCGUUAUUAUAUGUUUGCUCUAGUUUGUGUUGUUUUUGAUGUUGAAACAGUGUUUCUUUACCCAUGGGCAAUGAGUUUUGAUGUAUUGGGGGUAUCCAUAUUUCUAGAAACAAUUAAACAAAACAUUGAGACAUUUAUGAAUUCCAUUGAGUUUCCCCUACUUGAUCAAAAAACCAAAAAUUCAGUUAUCUCUACUACAUUAAAUGAUUUUUCAAAUUGGUUAAGACUAUCCAGUUUAUGGCCACUUCUCUAUGGUACUAGUUGUUGCUUCAUUGAAUUUGCUUCACUAAUAGGAUCGCGAUUUAACUUCGAUCGUUAUGGACUGGUACCCCGCUCUAGUCCUAGGAAGGCAUACCUCAUUUUAACAGCGGGCACCGUAACUAUGAAAACAACUCCUUCUUUAGUUCGAUUAUAUGAGCAAAUUCCCGAACCAAAAUAUGUUAUUGUUAUGGGAGCCUGUACAAUUACAGGAGGUAUGUUCAGGAGGUAUGUUUACUAA
Messenger RNA from Lathyrus oleraceus (garden pea), 528 nucleotides. RefSeq names its product NAD(P)H-quinone oxidoreductase subunit K, chloroplastic-like. Gene Ontology annotation, biological process: aerobic respiration; electron transport coupled proton transport. The coding region runs from base 1 to 528 and encodes 175 amino acids. Gene Ontology annotation, cellular component: respiratory chain complex I. NCBI's taxonomy places the organism in Eukaryota, Viridiplantae, Streptophyta, Magnoliopsida, Fabales, Fabaceae. The transcript has 2 exons. Gene Ontology annotation, molecular function: NADH dehydrogenase (ubiquinone) activity; iron-sulfur cluster binding. The record is from RefSeq and is a predicted model, not a curated record.